AUGAAAGAUAUUCUUUCUGACACUUUUAAUUAUAUAAAUGAAAUUAAAAUGUGUGAUACCAUUUUAAUGAAUUUUUUUCAAAGUAGCCUUUGGAAAAAUAAAAUUGAAGAACAUGAUAAAAAUCAAAUAGUUUUACCAAUAUUUCUGUUUUUUGAUGAUUAUGAGGUAGGGAAUCCUCUUGGUAGUCACUCUGGUAUACAUAAAUUAGGUGCUGUAUAUUUAACUGUGCCUUGUAUACCUAUUCAUCGUCAAGCUUCACUAAAUAACAUAUUUUUAACUUUAUUGUUCCAUUCUUCUGACAGACAAAAAUUUGGAAAUAAUAUUAUAUUUAGACCACUUAUUGAUGAAUUAAACUACCUAAAAGAAACUGGUAUUGAGAUUAAUACUGCUAAGUUUGAGGGGAAUAUUAAGUUUGAAUUGGGUCUCAUUGUAGGGGACAAUAUUGGAGUUCAUAGCAUAACUGGUUUUGUAGAAAGUUUUUCAUCUAAUUAUCCUUGUAGAAUGUGUAAAAUUAAAAAGGAAGAUAUGAGAAAGCAAUGCUAUGUUGAUAUGACCCUACAAAGAAGUUGGGAACAAUAUACCUCAGAUGUAAGUGAAGGUGAUGUUACUAGAAUUGGUAUAAAAGAGGCUUGUGUUUGGCAUGAUGUAAAAAGUUUUAAAGUAUUAUAUCAAGUAGGGGUAGACAUAAUGCAUGAUCUAUUAGAAGGGGUUUGUAAAUAUGAUAUGUCCUUUUUAAUAUUCUAUUAUGAUAAUGAUUUAAAACUAUUCUUGGAAGUGAUCAAUGAUCGAAUGGUUAAUUUUGAUUAUGGGCCAGAUAAAGGCAGCAAGCCUUCUGUAUCAAAUAUAGAAAAUAUACGUAAGCACGGGAUUCGUCAAUCUGCAUCAGAAAUGACGACAUUAGUUCGUUAUUUUGGUUUACUCAUUGGAGAUUUUAUUCCAAGAAAUGAUCCAGUAUGGUACCUUUAUAUCCUUUUGAGACAAAUUCUUGACUUAAUAACCUCUUUGUCACUUCAAAAAGGGAGUUGUGAAUUUCUACAAUCUCUUGUUGCUGAACACCAUAAUCUAUAUCUAAAAUAUAGUAAUCUAUGUCUUAAGCCAAAAUACCAUUUAAUGUUGCAUUAUCAUACAUUAUUGAAAAAGUUUGAGCCCCUUGUAUUUUUAUGGUCAAUUCGAUUUGAAGCAAAACAUCGAAUAUCAAAAAUAUCUGCCAACACUUCAAGCAACAGGUGUAACAUAUGUAAAACACUUGCAAUUAAGCAUCAGUUGCAAUUAAAUGAUAUGUUCCUUAAAGGCACUUCAAGUAAUGCAAUUUAA
Macrosiphum euphorbiae (potato aphid) is the source of this 1314-nucleotide messenger RNA. The record is from the annotation of a GenBank genome assembly. Lineage: Eukaryota; Metazoa; Arthropoda; Insecta; Hemiptera; Aphididae.